Molecule: messenger RNA, 222 nt
Organism: Gongylonema pulchrum
Lineage: Eukaryota; Metazoa; Nematoda; Chromadorea; Rhabditida; Gongylonematidae
Source: the annotation of a GenBank genome assembly
GUCAAAAUAUGGUUCCAAAACCGACGCAUGAAAGAGAAGAAACGACAGAAGGAGCAGGCGUUUUUAGCACGCGGUGGAAAUGCAACGGUACCUUGCGAGGUCCCGCAGCAGCAACAAGCGAUCAGCCGAGACGCUAACGCUUGGUCUUCCGAAUCACCCUCCAGCACGCCAAAUGAUUCCCCGAAGCUGAUUGCACCACCUCCUGCGGUUCAAUUGCAUUAA